CCAGAUCUCAUUGGUGCCCACGGUCCCUACAUGAUGGAGGCUUUGGUGACAGGAGAAAUCUGAUUGGUCCUGUUUGUUCUGUAUAUAGUGAUGUAGUCUACCACACAUAACUCACCUCUCUGUUUUACACCAUAGACUCAGGAUUACGGUAUUUACAACAUGAGACCCAGGAGGACAAGCUGAAGAGGGAGGCAUCAGCUGGUGAGCUUGAGUUGAAGAUGGAAAAAGAAUUAAAAGAGAUAUUAAGACAGGAGAUGAUGAAACAACUAGAGGAGAAAGACACACAACUGGAUGUUAUGACCCAGGAAGUGAGAGAGAAAGAGAGACUCCUGGAGGAGAAGAACCAGAUAAUGGGACAGAGGGAGAAACUAUUAGAAGAGAAAGAAAACCAACUGGAAGAGAAAGACAAUCAACUAAAGGAUAGAGACAUUCAGCUAGAGGCACUGAGAAAGAACCUGCAGGACAAGAACAGCCAAGUAGAGAACUUCAGAGUCCUACUGCAGGAAAAAGACCUUCAACUAGAGGACAGCAACCACAGACUGGGAGAGAAGGACAGAGUACUGGAAGAGAGAGACAGACUACUGGAGGGAAAAGAAAAUGAACUAAAAGAGAGGAGGCAGGAAGUAGAAGAGAAAGAUAACCUACUAGAGGAGAGAGAGAAGCAGUUAAAGGAAAGAGACAAACAGCUGGAGGAUGUCAACAAUGAAAAUGCUGAACUGGCUCAACAGAUAUGUGAUGUGAAGACUGAGGUAGAGAGACUGAGAAGAGAGAUCUCAGCCCAGAUGACUGAACCUGGAGAGACGUCAGAUACAGGUUCCAUACUCCCAGUCAGGAGGAGACACAGCAUGGAUGAUCCUCCAUACAUGGGAGGAGAGACCUCAGAUACAGACCCCACACUUCCACUGAGGAGGACAAACAGCAUGGAGUUACAUCCUCCAGAGAUGGGAGGAGAGAGCAGCAGUCCAGACUCCCCAGUGUCUCCCAGUGUGUCUGAGCUGAGACUGGUGCUGCUGGGGAGGACUGGGGCUGGGAGGAGUGCAGCAGGAAACACCAUCCUGGGCAGAGAGGAGUUUGGGGCCCAGGCCAGCCCCUCUGCAGUGACCCAGAGGAGUAAGAGGAGAGAGGGGGAUGUGUGUGGGAGACGGCUGGUGCUGGUGGACACUCCAGACUGGUUCUGUCCUGGACUCUCUCUGGAGGAGAUGAGACAGGAUGUGGGGCUCUGUGUCCGUCUGUCUGCCCCGGGACCCCACACCUUCCUCCUGGUCAUACCAGUGGAGCCCUCUAAGGGGGAGGAGAGAGGGGUGCUGGAGAGAAUAGAGGAGAUGUUUGGGGAGGGUUGUUGGGAACACACUGUGAUUCUCUUCACCCAUGAUGAUGGCCUGAAAGAGCAGAGCAUUGAGGAGUUUCUCCAAGCAGGAAGUCAGGACCUCCAGCAGCUUGUAGAGAAAAGUGGGAGCAGGUACCACGUCCUCAAUAUUAAGGACAGGGCCCAUGGCAAUCAGGUAUCAGAGCUGCUGGAUCAGGUAGAGGAGAUGGUGGCAGGAAACAGAGAGAGAUUCUACAGCAGUCAGACCUACCAGGAGGCAGAGACCCAGGUUAGAGAGAUGGAGGGAAAGAUCCAGAGAGAGAGAGGAGAGAGGAAACAGAGGGAGGAGAGAGACUUGAGAGAGAGGCUUGAGAAGGAGUUGCAUGACUCUCUGAUAAAGAUAAAGGGAGUGAUCCAGGAACAUGAGGGAGAUAUCAGAACACUCAGUGAAAGAACCAGUGAACUGGAGAGACAGGUGAAAGAAGAGAGGGAUGAGGAGAAGAAAAGACAGCUGGAGAAGGAGCUGAAGAGGGAGUCUGAUAGGAGGGAGGAGAUGGAGAGAAAGAUGGAGAGAUUUAGAGAGAAGACAGAGAAUGAGAGGAGGGAGAUGGAGGAGAGACACAGACAGGAGAUAGAGAUGAUGGAGAACUAUGAAGGAGAGGCCAGAGUUGAAGCAGAGAGAAACAUGAUGAAGAUAGUCCUACCUGAGUUACAGAGGAACAUGAUGAUCUCACAGACAAAGAUGCAGAGGGAGUUCAGCAGACAGAUGGAGGAGAAGAAUAGACAGAUGAAGGAGAAGAAUAGACAGAUGGAGGAGAAGAAUAGACAGAUGGAGGAGAAGGAUAGAGAGAUAAAGAGACUGAAACAGAACUCAGAGGAGGUCUAUGUAGCCAGUGGGAUGAGCAGGCAACAUGUACAACAAGAGACAAGAGGAAUUAGAGGAGGAAGAGAGGGAAGAAGGAUGAGUUGGAUGAGACAAUUGUUUUGUGUAGUGGUUAGAGAGGAGACUAGUUAGAGACAACUGUUUUGUGUAGGGGUUAGAGAGGAGACUAGUUAGAGAGACAACUGUUUUGUGGAGGGGUUAGAGAG
Molecule: messenger RNA, 2395 nt
Organism: Salvelinus namaycush (lake trout)
Lineage: Eukaryota; Metazoa; Chordata; Actinopteri; Salmoniformes; Salmonidae
Product: trichohyalin-like
Exons: 6
Coding region: 219-2321 (700 amino acids)
Molecular function (GO): GTP binding
Source: RefSeq, a predicted model, not a curated record